Molecule: messenger RNA, 1767 nt
Organism: Oryza sativa Japonica Group (Japanese rice)
Lineage: Eukaryota; Viridiplantae; Streptophyta; Magnoliopsida; Poales; Poaceae
Product: putative cis-zeatin O-glucosyltransferase
Molecular function (GO): UDP-glycosyltransferase activity
Source: RefSeq, a predicted model, not a curated record
AGCGGCCAAUUACGUUUCGUUAGUCGUUAAAACAGUUAACACCUUUCAGGCUUCAUUCAGACUUCAGCUCAGUCAUUCAGGCAUUGAGAGGCACGGAGAAUGGCAGAGAAGGGGAACCCGGCGAACAAGGUGGCCAUCGUGGCGGUGCCGUUCCCGGCGCAGGGUCACCUCAACCAGGUGCUGCACCUGUCGCUCCAGCUCGCGUCGUCGUCGCACGGGCUCGCGGUCCACUACGCUGCGCCGGCGCCGCAGCUCCGCCAGGCGCGGGCGCGCGUGCACGGCUGGGACGACAAGGCCCUCCUCUCCGUCCAGUUCCACGACCUCGGCAUCUCCACGUACGUCUCUCCGCCUCCCGACCCCACCGCCGACACGCCCUUCCCCUCCCACCUCAUGCCCCUCUGGGAGGCGUACACCGCGGACGCGCGCGCCCCGCUCUCGGCGCUCCUUGACGAGCUAUCCGCUUCCCACCGUCGGGUCGUCGUCGUGUGCGACACCAUCAAUUCCUUCGCUGUCGAGGAGGCGGCGCGGCUGCCCAACGGUGAGGCGUUCCCGGUGAGCUGCGUAGCCGUGUCGGCCCUCGCCCUUCACAUAGACACCGGGCAUCGGCUCCUGCGUGAGAACGGCCUCAAUCAUGCCCCCUUGGAAACCUACAUGACGCAGGAGUUCCUGGACUACGCGAGCGAACGUGCCCGAGCGUCGGAAUCGAUUUUGUCCGGCGCCGGCAUCCUCGCGAACGCGAGCCGAGCACUCGAGGGCGAUUUCAUCGACGAUUUGGCUGAGACUCUGGCUGCCGGCGGCAAGAAGCUCUUCGCAAUCGGUCCGUUGAACCCACUGCUCAACACGGGCUCGUCGGAGCAGGGCAGGCGGCGACACGAGUGCCUUGACUGGCUCGACAGGCAGCCCCCGGAUUCUGUGCUCUACGUGUCGUUCGGCACGACGUGCUCUCUUCGAGUUGAGCAGGUCGCGGAGCUCGCAGCGACACUGCGCGGCAGCAAGCAGCGGUUCAUCUGGGUCAUGCGCGACGCCGACCGCGGCAACAUAUUCACGGACACCGGCGAGGGCGAGACCCGGCACGCCAAGCUUCUGUCCGAGUUCUCCAAGCAAACCGAAGGCACGGGGAUGGUGAUCACUGGGUGGGCGCCGCAGCUGGAGAUCCUGGCGCACGGCGCCACGGCGGCGUUCAUGAGCCACUGCGGCUGGAACUCGACCAUGGAGAGCAUGAGCCACGGGAAGCCGAUUCUGGCGUGGCCCAUGCACUCCGACCAGCCGUGGGACGCGGAGCUGGUGUGCAAAUACUUCAAGGCAGGUCUCCUAGUGAGGCCAUGGGAGAAGCACGGCGAGGUUUUGCCGGCGGCCACUAUACAGGAGGUGAUCAAGAAGAUGAUGGCCUCCGAUGAAGGAUUGGCGGUGCGGCAGCGCGCGAAGGCGCUCGGUGAUGCCGUCCGUUCAUCGCGCAAUGAUCUGGAGGACUUCAUUGCUCACAUCACAAGGUGAUCGAAGAAUAACCCCGUGUCAAAAAAAAAUACAGCUUUAAACUUUUUCAGUAGUAGCAGUUUGUAUUGAAUUUGACUAUUUGAGUUAAGCAGGGUCUAGUAAAAUAGUUGACUAUUUGAGUUAAGCAGGGUCUAGUAAAAUAGUUUUCAGUCCUACAAAUCAAGUGACUCUAUGGUUGAAUCAAAUAAACAUAUGGUGGUGUAAACUUGGGGAUAUCAGAUAUCCAACUAUUUCCAUUGAGUAAUUUUAUCAUCCUUAAAAAGUACUGUAAAA